Messenger RNA from Drosophila miranda, 3615 nucleotides. It is a transcript of the gene Hcs, whose product is annotated as biotin--protein ligase. Gene Ontology annotation, biological process: protein modification process. NCBI's taxonomy places the organism in Eukaryota, Metazoa, Arthropoda, Insecta, Diptera, Drosophilidae. Gene Ontology annotation, molecular function: biotin--[biotin carboxyl-carrier protein] ligase activity. The record is from RefSeq and is a predicted model, not a curated record. The transcript is spliced from 12 exons. Gene Ontology annotation, cellular component: cytoplasm. The coding region runs from base 302 to 3553 and encodes 1083 amino acids.
AUUCGCAAUAAGAAGAAGCACAUGUCUGCCGCGCUUUCUUGGCCCCCAAACAAAAAGAGAUAAAGCUCCCCAAAGUAAUGGGGGUGUAUGUGUGGUGUAUGGAAGUGGAAUGCAGUAAUCAACAAUAAAUGUCAGUGGGUGCAAAGGAGUGCAAAAGUGUGUCAAUUUCGCUGUAAAACACUUCCUGGGAGCGUGGACAUAGCAACCACUGCCUUUCGCUGCUUCUUUGAGGAAGGAAAUUACGAAACCGCACAUUGAUUUUCAGUUUCCAAUGGCAUAGAGAGCGACAUUAAACCAUAAAAUGUUGACCCUGUAUUACGUGAGUGCCACUGUCCUGCAAUCCUGGCGCAUCCAGAAGGUCUGCAACAAAAUCGCCGAGCACCUGGCACAACCCUCGAGCAUUGCUUUUUAUGCCCUGCCAGCGGGCAGCGAUGAUGGCUUUGAUCCCUCAUUUGCCAGUUCAGAGUUGUGCGGCAAUCGUAAUGCGGCCAAGGUCACGGAUAUUUUGUGGUUGCAUGGAAACCAGCACGGCUGCUGCCUGCGUCCCCUGCAGACGCUCCAGAUCACACCUUGGAUAAGCUUUCCCGCGGCUCCGGGUCUGUUGCCGUUUGCCUAUGCCGCCGACACCUUAACGCCAGCGACAACGCCAACGGAGCCAUCGCCGUCGACGGCUAAGCAGCGCGUGACACUCUCGUCGGACAAGGAGCAGCAUAUGCAGCUGCUGUUGGAGGCCCAAGUAGAGCCAGGGCAAAAGGAAAGCGCACUGGACACCAUAGCUGUGCGGUUGGAAGAUUAUGGUAAGCUAAUUGCUUGGAAAAUAGACUCCCACCUGGCAUUGCUCAUCGAGACCGAUGUGGAGCACUUUACCCAACUGUUGAUAUCGACAUUUUUACGAAAUAAUUUAUGCAUAAACGAUGACCUGCCCCUGAUGAGGAUUGAGUCUGUUUUGCGUUCCGGCGACCCCCAGCCCUUUGAGCUGUUGGCCAAACAUCUAAAGCGGCAGUCCCGCAUCACCGCUGAACUAGACAAGGAGGGCUGGAAGAAGCAUUUGGAGGAUUUGCGUGCCGUCAGUGUGCUGGCUCAUCAGGCCACUGAGUUCGAGUAUCAAAAGAAUCGCACCGAGGGCAAGACAGGCCUUAUGAAACCAGAUCUCCUUACCCAGACAUCAGAGCCGGCCAGUUUCAAGGCCGUGGCUGUGGUCGAACCCACCAAUAAAGCGGCCUUGUCCCCGGCCAGGGGCACUUUAAGUCCCGCCAAGAGCGAGGCUGCUCUGUCAUCGUUUGCUAAGAGCGAGGCCAGGAGCACUCCCAUUAAAAACGAUUCAAAACUAUCUUCAGCUAAAAGCGACGACAAAGCAAUUCCCGCUAAAACCGAAGAAAAAUCGACUCCAACCAAAAGCGAAGUUCAAGGUAAAACUCCACCUCAAAGCGAAGCCAAAGCAACUCCAACCAAAAGUGAAGCGCAGAGCGAGCUGGAGAAGCUGGCCGCUGCUCAGGCAGCCCAGAUUCAGAAGACGUCCGUGGAUGGGACUCCGGCUAAAUCGGUUUCAAGCACACCCAGCAAACUCGUUGAGGCUGUGAAGCCAUCCAUUACUAUUGAGGCCGCAAAGCCAGCCGUUACUGUGAAUACCACUGAACCAACUACAGUGGAGACAGUGAAGCCUGCAAAGACUUUUGAGGUGGUGAAACCUUUUUCACCGCCAGCUACUGCUCCCCCUUCACGACCGGUGUUGCGGCGCAAUAAGGAUAGCCUGCAGGAAAGCAAGCCCCUGAAUGUUUUGGUCUACUCGGACAGUGCCAGUGCCAGAGACUCCACGUUGGCCACGCUUCAGCAACUGCUCGAGCGGAAUGUGUACACCAUUUACCCGCUGAUGCCGCAGCAGGCAGCCCAAAAGCAUUGGACCGAGCAGACAGCCCUGCUGGUGGUGUGCGGUUCGGUGUCGCCCGGGAUUGGACAGAUACUCGUCGAUUACUUUCUGCAUGGCGGCAAGGUGCUGAGCCUCUGCUCGGAUAUACUACACUUCAUACUGCCAAACUAUCGCACAGCGGAGGUUCGCGAGCACGAAUUGGUACAGUUCUCCUACGACAAAUGGCAGCGGGUCAAGAUGAUGCAUCACAUCUUCUGCUAUCAGCCAUCGCCAGUGAAGAAGCACUUUUCGACAGACAGCGAGGAGUCGACCAAGUCGCAUUCGCGUAGACCAGCUCUAGUAUGUCCAAGGUCCAUGGAACUGAAAGAUCUGGCCGGCCAUAGCCACAAAUUGGAUGUCCAAGUGCUGGGCACUGAGGAGACCUGGAACACGCCCAGUCUAUUGCUGGCCAAUAGCCUGAAGAGCGGUGGCAAGGCCGUCUUCUCGCAGAUACAUUUGGAGACAAGUCCCAGCGAGUUUGAAUCGGAUGAGAUCAAAUACUCCAUCUUAAAGCAAUACGAACGCACUCGUCUGGAGAUCUUUGCGGAUCUCUUGAGCAAGUACUUGGAUGUGCAGGUCGUUAAGGCAGAUGGAGUGGGUCAGUCGCAGGCAGGAGUGGUAUACCAGCAGGCCUAUUUUCUGGGACGCCAUGAGUCCAAAUUUGAACUCCUCGAUAAGCUGCGCCUGCGCUGCAGUGGGCCCGACAAUGUCAUAGCUACACCCAAUUUGACUAUGAAAUUCUGUGGCAAGGAUGAUAAGCCGCCUGUGGCCAACAACAAUGUCCUCCCUAUACUCAUACAUUCCUGUCCAGACGAUUUCUCCACCGUUGAUUACUUUGAUCAUCUGCAAACGGAGGACAUUGGUCGUCUGGUCAUAUAUGCGCCUAUCGUCAGCAGUUCCAUGCAUGUGAUCAAUACUCUGGAGCUCAUCAACGGCCUGGCCGUGCUUCCCCUUCAACAGACUGCCGGCAUGGGUCGCAGCAAUAAUCAGUGGCUUAGUCCAUUGGGUUGUGCCAUGUUCUCCUUGCAACUCCAUAUAGCCAUGGACUCGCCACUGGGCUCUCGUUUACCUCUGAUCCAGCAUCUGAUUGGAGCAGCCAUUGUUAACACCCUAAGGGGUCAUCCAACAUACGGGGUACUCGACAUAUCACUAAAGUGGCCAAACGAUAUCUAUGCACAUGGAAGCAAUAAAAUUGGUGGACUGGUUGUCAAUACCACCUUGCAGGGCUCUCAGGCAAUUGUUAAUAUUGGCAGCGGAAUCAAUUUAAACAAUUCAAAGCCCACCCUUUGCAUUAACGAUAUGAUACGGGAGCAUAAUAACAAUGCGGCGUCCCUGAAUAAACUACCUUUGCUUCAAUAUGAGCAAUUUAUAGCCAUGAUAUUUAAUGAAAUCGAAAGACUCUUAGCUGAAAUACAGAAUGGAGACUUUGAAAGUUUUUAUGCCUUAUACUACUCCAUUUGGCUUCAUAGCGAACAAACCGUAAAGAUUUGCCUUCAAAACGAACAGGAGAAAGAUGCUGAAAUAAUUGGAAUCGACGACUUUGGCUUCUUGAAGGUAAAACUACCCACUGGUACCAUCGAAACUGUACAACCGGAUGGCAAUAGCUUUGAUAUGCUAAAAGGAUUGAUAGUACCUAAGUACCACUAGUUAAAUGGAAUGGAAGAAUUAAAUUCUCAUAUAAUGCGGAACUUACUUAUUCCUCAUACCCC